AUGGAUUCUUGCCUAGCCGUUGAGGCCGAUAUUGACAAAUUAAUUGCCAAAUAUAAUAAAUAUGGACCGAAAUGGCAAUUCCAACUACACAGAUUUAUUUCGACAUUAGAACGGUACAAACGAGAAAUUGAAAGUCAAAGUUCUGAAAUAGAUAAGUGUGGACUUUCUUCAACAAUCUUACAAAUGAAACUCGCCAUAAAGGACAUUUCGAACGAACACAGAAGAUGGCAUAGCGAUGUUUCAAGAGUAGGAAAAACUAUUGACAAAAAUUUUAUUGCUGACUAUACAGAAGCCAGUAAUCAAAAAGCGUUUAAAACCAACCAUGAAAAAGAAAUACUAAACAAAAUCAUUUGUAUGCAUUUGUACCGGGAUUCAAAAUGGGAAGUUGCUGAAGAAUUUUUAAAAGAAGCUGGUAUUACAGUUGACGAUAAACUAAAACAACGGUAUUUAAAUUUAAACCAUAUUGUUGAUAGUUUGAGACAAAAAGAUCCUAUGCCAGCCUUUGAAUGGGUAUAUCAAAACAAAGUUCAGCUAGAUGCCAAAAAAUCAGAUCUAGAAUUUAAAUUGCACCAAAUUGUGUUUUUAGAUGUUCUUAAUCGUGGCGAUCAAUAUGAAGCAGUUGUUUAUGCUCGCACAAAUUUCAGUCGUUUUAUUGACAAACAAAAGGAAAUCCAAUCCACAAUGGGUAUGUUAUUGUAUCCACCUAAUGUUGCACAAAUGCGUACUGAAGUUAUUGACCUGUUUAUAAAAGAUUCUUGUCUUAGUGAUGACGAUAUGUUGAGUGUGUGUGUGAAUGUGGGUUGUUCAGCAUUACCAGCUUUACUAGAUAUUAAACACGCAAUUUGUCGAGAUGUUGGAGGAGUUUGGAAUGAAAAUGACGAAUUACCAAUCAAAAUCGACACUGGUUUUGCGUAUCAUUCAGUAUUUGCUUGUCCAAUAUUAAGAACUAGAAGUGGAACAUCUAAUCCACCUAUGAUGUUAGUAUGUGGCCAUGUAAUAUCCAAAGAUGCACUUAAUAAAUUGGAAAGAUCUGGUAGAUUAAAGUGUCCAUAUUGUCCUAAAGAACAACUUCCAUCAGAAGCUAGAACUAUAAAUUUCUAA
Messenger RNA from Macrosiphum euphorbiae (potato aphid), 1101 nucleotides. The record is from the annotation of a GenBank genome assembly. NCBI's taxonomy places the organism in Eukaryota, Metazoa, Arthropoda, Insecta, Hemiptera, Aphididae.